Trichoderma atroviride IMI 206040 is the source of this 2085-nucleotide messenger RNA. RefSeq lists its product as uncharacterized. The record is from RefSeq and is a predicted model, not a curated record. Gene Ontology annotation, biological process: transmembrane transport. Gene Ontology annotation, cellular component: plasma membrane. Gene Ontology annotation, molecular function: transmembrane transporter activity. NCBI's taxonomy places the organism in Eukaryota, Fungi, Ascomycota, Sordariomycetes, Hypocreales, Hypocreaceae.
AUGUCUUCAAGUCAGCCUACAAAGUCUAUAGCUGGAGUUGAGGUGAUUGAUACGCUCCUCGUUCAAGCUGCCCAAGACUUCGCUCGCGAACACUUGGAGGACUUUGCAUAUAAUCAUGUUAUGCGCUCGUGGAUCUUUGGUAUCAUCAUAUACACACGUCUCAGAGAGAGAGGAGAGUUUCCGGCUAUCGACCUGGAGGCUCAUGCAGUCAGCGCCAUCCUUCAUGAUAUGGGCUGGGACAAAAGCGGCAAACUGGUUUCUGUGGAUAAGCGCUUUGAAGUUGAUGGGGCCAUAGUCGCCCGAAACUUUAUAGAGGAGCAGCAGAAAUCCGGAAAGACAGCGGACUGGGACGACCGUAGGCUGCAACUUGUAUGGGAUGCUGUUGCUCUGCAUACAACGCCUGCAAUUGCGGCGUACAAAGAACCUGUAGUGAGGAUCUGCAGCUUCGGAACUGGUGCAGACUUUCAUGGGCCAGACAGUGAUUCCACAAGGACAAUCACAUGGGAGGAUUUCUAUGCCUUGAACAAUGUGUUUCCUCGUCAUGAUCUGGCGGGCGGGAUCCGUAAUGUUAUGUGUGGCCUAUGUAGGACCAAGCCUGCAACUACAUAUGGCCUCGACACGACGAUCGCCGCCGACGUUCAAGCUUCGGUCUAUGAAACCCUCGGGGACAUUCAAAAUCUUGCGUGGGUUGGGGUCGGCUUUCCCAUGGCUUCGGUAGCCGUUAUCCUCCUCCAGGGUCGCGCCUACGGUCUAUUUGACGUCAAACCAUUGAUGAUCUCCUCAAUUGUAAUUUUCGAAGCCGGCAGUGCUUUAUGCGGCGCAGCUCCGACGUCGGAUGCCUUGAUUGUCGGUCGAGUGAUCGCUGGAAUUGGUGGAUCGGGAAUGUACUUGGGGGCCCUUACAUACAUAUCUAUCUUCUCGACGAAGAGAGAAGCACCGCUGUACAAUGCUCUCAUAGGGCUCUUUUGGGGAAUUGGGGCAAUCCUUGGGCCUGUAAUUGGCGGCGCAUUUUCGGCUAGCGCGGCCACAUGGCGAUGGGCCUUUUACAUAAACCUUCCUCUCGCGGCCCUAUUCGCUCCUAUCUACUUCUUCGUCUUUCCGUCGUUUCAGAGAAAGAAUCUUUUGCUUGUUGAAAAGCUGCAAGAGAUCGAUUGGAUCGGUGCGGUUCUUAAUGGGGGGGUUUUUGUCCUGUUUAUGAUCGUUGUCACCUUCGGCGGUUCGACGUUCCAGUGGAAUUCUGGAUCUGCAAUUGGGCUCUGGGUCGCUUGGGGAACUUGCCUCCUUGUCUACGUCUUACAGCAGUACCUUAGCACCUUGACGACACCGGAGCGACGCAUCUUCCCUUUGCAUUUUCUUAAGUCUCGAGUCCUUGUGCUGCUAUAUAUUACAACAGCAGCCGUCGCGGCUGCUAACAGCAUCGCUCUUUACUACAUUCCCUUGUUCUUCCAGUUUACAAGAGGCGAUACGGCCCUUCAAGCCGCUGUCCGCCUCCUGCCCCUAAUCAUCGUCUUUAUAUUCUGCAUUAUGCUCGGGGGAGCUCUCCUUCCUAUUACUGGACUAUAUGGCAUUUUCUAUAUCAUCGGCGGAGCUUUCGUUAUUGUUGGCGGUGCUCUUAUGUUUACGAUAGAUGCUGGAACGAGCACUGCGAAGAUAUACGGAUAUGAAGUGUUGCUUGCCAUCGGGACCGGUCUGCCUUUCCAAAGCGCCUAUGCCGUCGCUGCUAGCAAGGUCCGUGUGGGGGACCGGGCCAAUGCCAUCGGCUUCAUCAAUGUGGCGCAGAUCGGGAGUAUCGCCAUCUCGCUCGCCAUUGCCGGGUCACUCUUCCAGAAUCUCGGCUUUGAUCUGCUCAAGACGGCCUUUGCAGACUAUAGCUUUUCUGACGACUUUAUUCGAUCAGCUUUGUCGGGGACCGCAUCGCCUAUAUUCUCCUCCGCUGAUCCCGACGUAGUCGCACUCGCAGUUUCGAGUGUGGCCGAAACAAUAAGACGCAUUUUUGGGGCUACCAUAGCCGCCGGCGCUGUAUUGUUAAUCGGCGGUGUUCAUAUGCCGUGGGAGAAGCUUGAUCUAGAAGUUGUUGCUGGGUAG